AUGCUUUGCUGGAUGUCCCCGCUGAUGAAGCGAAAAAGUAUAUUAAUAGUUUUUGCUUGGAAAAUAUCAGUUGGGCUUGUAAAAGACGUCUGUGUUGGAGGUAACUCCAGCGAAAAAAUAAUCUUUCCUCGAUUUAUACGUUCUUAUAAAUUAUCUGCACAUCUGUUUUGGGAAAUAAUAUUUCACUAUUAAAAGCUUCAGUAAUUACCAUGAAUAAUUGUCUUGGCCAUCAUUUUUUUACCCCUAAAUGUAUCUACCCCCACUAAAUAACUAAAAAUUUGCUGCAGAAUUAUGCUUUUUGUGAACUUGAACUUCCUUGUUUUAAUCAGCCCAUAACCAAUCGACCCUGUAUUUGAUGGACACCUGCAACGAUUAUUUAGCGGCGUCCGUGCAUCAUUCAAGCAAAGUAUAUAAGGACACGAGCUGUAGUUUCUCUAGGUGUCCUUACAGUUUCAAAUUAUAACAUAUUUCAAGUCGAUAGUUCCUAAAUUUUUCUUGAAUUUUUUUGAUAAAAUUAUGCCAAGUAAAACAGAAGUGCAAGAUAGUACAAAAGAGAACACAAUUUACUAUUAACAGAUCCUUUGGCCUGCGUAGGGACUGGCGGCGAGUGAAUGAGUUCCUCUCGCCAGGGCACCGCUAUUAUUUGCGCGCCAAAAUGUAUUAAUUUCUUUUAGUUUUUUGAUUACACUAUAUGCACGAAUUCCAUUGGAAUAAUUAGACCUUUCCUGUUUGGUGCUCUUAUUUUUAAGCAUGUCUCAUAAUCCGCUACGGUUAUAACAUGUUUCAGGUUUUAUCUGAAUUGUAACAAUUUAAACCUUCUUCCUUCAUGUCUGUAAAGUAGCUAUUUAGCUAAGCACAUUUGACCGCGUUAAACAAAGAUUAUAGCAUUUUUAUUGUAUUGUAUUGUAUUGCAUUGCAUUGCAUUGCAUUGCUUUGCAUUUUAUUGAAUUGUAUUGUAUUGUAUUGUCACCCAAACAUUUGCGACAUUGCCUCCAAAACAAAAAAAUUCCGAUUUAUUCCCGAAAUAUUUGGCAGUCUUAUGAUUAUUAUUGUUUUCGACCACUCAGUAAUGUUCACCUGUUCCAAAGUAAUCAACGCUUUCAAGCGACAGAAUUCGUGGACCGACACUUUUCGGAAAAGCUCUAAAUUUAAUCUUUCUUAAGCUUUCUUCGCAAAACAUGCGUGACUUCGAUCACGGAACAAUUCUUAGUCCCAGUUUCCACAGUCUCCGCUAGGAACGCCGGGCACAAUCGGACCCCCUUUUGUGUCCUAAGGGACGGACCAUUCGAAAAGUUAUGGGGGGGUGGGGAAUUUUCGAGCCGCAGGAAUUUUUUUUGUCAUCAAAUUCCUUGUUUGAAUUUUUUUAGGCCAUAGCAUGAAUAUUUUUUUAAGGUUAAUUGGCGUGCAUAAAUUUUUUUUCAUUUAAUUUUCCCUUGCGCGAAUAUUUUUUUGGACCAGACACUUAGGCCAAAACGACAUCUCAUAAGCAUGUUUUUAUUUACUAAUUAAAAUAGUGCUUAACACCAAUCAGUAGUCCCUUAGUCAUUUUUAUACCGCUGGUCAUAAGGUUUGUGGGUAGUCGCAAACGACCCAACUUCGUCAAGGGGGUAGCGUUAGGGGUAUCUUUGCUCGCGGUACCUCAAAACACCAACAGAUUGUUUUGUAUUUAUGUGUAAGUUGCUUUCUGCUUCAAAGAAUUCCCUCUUUGAUUUAAUAAUUAAUUAUUCUUUUCGAGGAGGAUAAAAAUGGCAAAGUACACAUUUUUCUUGAGUUCUGUGUCUCGUCGACUGAGUUUUCUCGUUUCCUUUCUCAUGGCGCUUAACUCCAAAAUUUUAAUGGCGUACGUUUUCCUUACGCGAGAAUUCCAGCAGCUUUGACGAGAAGUCGUCUCUUCAUUUAAGUGUAUACUUCAUUUAUUGCACGAUUGUUGCAUAUUUACAGUGUCAGAUAAGUUAUCAUAUUUUCAGAAGCUGUUUACAGAAUGAUAAACUCUUUCUUAAUUCGAUACUUAGAACACUAGGCACCCUCGAAGAUUAACUAUUACGCCAGGCCGUUUUUAAAACAGCCCGACCAGCCUCUUUUAAGCGACCAACCUCAAGUGGCUACAGCCCUGUGUACCAGAGUUUUUUGAUAGCGCGCGAAGCGAUCAACUGCAGAGGGGAUGAUUCGGGUCGGCCGAAGGCCGAAGCAGCAAGAGGCGAAGUAGCAAAAAAGAGACGCAGGUCACUGUAUAAAGAUAUGAUAGAAACCGGAAACCGCGCAUGAAAAGACUCUGGCAUUCAGGGUAGGUGACCUCUAAAUAGACAUUACCCGGAGAAAUAAAUAUACCCCUGGCUCCAAAUGACUGAGAUUACACAAGACGAACAUUCUCCGUAUGAAUGACACAACUUGUUCAGAAAAAUUUAGUCUUGACUAUGAUUCACACUCUGAUUCGAACUCCGAUCUGUGUCUUAAAAAGAAAACACGUGAAGCGAGAGAAUCUAACUACGUUGACAGCAGAGGUUAAAAGAUAUGAUCACCCAUCAGGGAAAAGAAAAUGAGACGAUGAACGAUAAUACCAUUCGUCUAUAAAAGCUACUAUACUGAUAGUCUUAAAAAUUCGUUAAUAAUUCACUCCAAUUGUGCCGUGAAUAUUCAGUCCUUGCUGUCAUAAAACUUGGUGAAAAAUUCUUUGACUACUGAUCACCAGAAUUAUCAAAGUACGAAAAGGGAUGUCUAAACAACUUUGAAUUUGACUGAAAUGCGCUUGAUGUUUUCGAGAUGAGAAACUUAUUCUGGUUUGGGUAAGAUUAUUUCAAUAACCCGGAUGUUCGUGGAUUUAACUCUUAUUAUUAUAGUCAGUCGGCGUUUCUAACAUCAAUUCGUCCGUCCAAACGUGUUUAAACAGGUUAAACAGGUCCAAUUUGUCCACGCAAUUUAACCAGUUUAAAAAUGGCCAGAAACUCUAUCGUCUCGGAGCCUCCACCUAGUUCCACUAAAGUAUUCCAGCGCGUUAGACUUCCACGAUUGAAGAUUCUUUUCAUACUGUACUCCUCGCGACUGGAAUUGCCUCCUUCACACUAGAUUCUGGUGACUCUAAGCUCAAACAUAAACUUCAACGACUAACCGAUGAAUCAGUUUAACUAGCUACACAGGACACCAAACGCCGUCAAUGACUGUAGUUUAAUAGCUGGAAAUCCUAUUCGGCUUUAAUGAGCUGAAACCUUUUAAUGGUGGCGCGAAAGAUGAAUGAAUUAAAAAAGCCUUAAAAUCUAAUACGCUGUGACCGCCAAAUUUUGGGAAAGAGAUGAAGGCUCCGGGAUUCCUGAGAGGGCGAAGAGCAUUUGACGGGUAGCGGUCUGCCAUUACACUUCCUAAUGACCUUUCUGUUUGUAUUUUAUAAACCUCGCUAAGUUCACUCUCGCGGCAUCUAUCAAAGGAUAAUGAUCCCCAAGAGUUCUUCUCUCAGUUUUUACCUGAAAAACAACAAAUGCGAUUCUUAGAAAAGAGUACUUCUCUUUGAAAACAAAGCUUAGUUAGUCUAACUUUUUCAACAACGCACGAAUUCGGUGUUUGAAGAUUUAUAAAAAUUAAAACCAAAACAAAAUUACGAAACUGCAUUCAAAAAUCAGUUGAAUACCAUUUUAUUUGAUACGAUUUGAUAGGUAAAGGUGAUUAAAUCGGGAAAACAUUUCGAAAAAUUUUGUACACUGAUUCCUCGGCAUUUCCUAAACUGUAAGAAAACGACACUUAAAUCAGGGAAGCGCGAAAUUGGUUAUUUUUCAAAAAAAAAAAUUAAGAACGUGAUGUUUCCCGCGCUAGCCACUCAAUCGAUAUGAUCAAACUAAGGAAAACUGACUUGUAUGUGACUGUUCCUUACCCUAGCUUUUAGAACUGGUACCAACUGUUGAAGGUUGAUCUUGAGACCAAUAGAGUCUGCAGCAGCGUUAACCAGCGGUCCGUCGGCGAAAGUAUCAAAAAUGGCGUCCAAGGCUUCACAUAUCACCCAGAGACUGUAUUGACCGACCACAAUAUCACGGAAGACAGUACCUAAAGACUAAUAAAAAAAGAAGCUUGGGUGAUUCUUAGGAUCCCAUGAAAAACAACACUAAGGCACUAAAAAAAAAACGGCAAAGCUCAAAGAUGAGAGACAGAAAAUUGAGAAAUCCGCCCUGAACCUUUUUCGCUAAGAGUCAACAAUUCACGACAAAUGGCUCUAAAUUUUGACUCAGUGGAUGACGACCUAAUUGCGCUGUUUUCACCAUGGUAAGCAAGAAAACUAUUCAGUUGCUCUAAAUGUACAAGUAAAAAGCACUCACAAAUUAUACCUUACAUAACAUAAACUUGAUCUAGGGCUAAUUUAAUCAUCUUCCAAGAUCCUCCAUUAGUGUUGUCUAAAUAAAGAUAAUUAAAAGGGGAAGCAAACCUUCAGGAUCUCCAGCCUGUUGUCUUUUCUGGCGGCCAUCUUGCCGAUGAAUCCCAGAAUGCAUAUCAGCUUGACUUUCACUGCUUCACAUGAGGUUUCGACGGUAACACGGCACAAUAUGGUCACAUGUUCAGCUGUUAUACACUACAAAAAAAAACCCAAAUUCAGCUUUCACCUAUGAUCAGCUGCUCAAUGUGUCUUGCAAACGAGCGAGUUUAAACCCAGCUUCAACAAAUCAGGUUGUUCCAGGUUGUGACAAGUUGUCGCAGAAAGUAGAGAAUACUUCUACUUUUUGUAACAAAAUCUGUACGGGUUGCGCGUUUUACCGGCCCAAGGCAAAGUCAUUGUGCUGAAGGUGAUGGAUCUACCGUGUAUUGCGCGACUCCUGCGUAAUUUUAGCCAAUAAGAAGUCAGUACUUACGCAACAUGCAACAACUUGAUUUCUACAGACUACUAUCAACGUCUUACUUUAGAAAGCUGGUUUACUAACUUAGAACAAACGCCACUGAAUCGUAGCCAAGAGUUACCAGCGCUGUACAAACGACUUAUUGACGAGCAAAACUAACUACGAGAGAACGACUGGAGAACUGACAAUUUGACUAACAAUAGACUACUGUUUAACUGUGACAAUAGACGGAUCGAAACGCACCAAAUACUGAUUACAAGUCUUCAUAGCCAAUAACAUCACGGUUUAACUGACAGACGACCAAUAACAUUGCGACGUAAUUAACCAAUCAGAUCAAUAACCAGAGUAUAAUACCAUUAACUGACGUGAUACAACUCACUUUGACUAUGAAGAGGACUACCGCACAGGUUGUCGAAACGUCUCUCACUGUCAACAACAACAGUCCUAUUCAGGACUACGUUCAUCCGGACGAUCAAACUCAACCUACUUUUGAAAUGACUCCUAGGUUCAAACCUUUCGCACAACUUGAUUUGUUACAAGACAAGCUUGAACGCGGGUGGUAAAACACGCAACAUAGCUUUUCAACCCGUUUUGCAGCAAUGUUGCAAAACACGUGUACCAUUUUUGUUGCCCGUUCUACCAUAGAAAAAAUAUUUUGGAGGAACUAUGUAUCAUUAGUAAAAUCCAACUAGUGGUCUAUUAUCAAUGCUGCAUUCUGAUUGGUUGAGCUACUACUAGGCUAUAUGUUAUAGCCCACUAGUAGGCGGAAAGCGCCGGCUUUUUGGCGGCAAAAAGGGAUUCAAGUCUAGCUUUAACUAGCUAAAGUUGUUUUGUCUCGAUAUUUUUGACCAACUAGUUGGAUUUUACUAAAACAAUUACUUCUUGAGCCCGAAUGGGCUCUGAGUCAAUAGCCCAAGAGGCCCAUUAUCAUUUCCAAGCUGCCAGACGUUCACGUAGAGUCGCUUUUCAAAGCCUUCGCCUUUUUUUACCGGAAGAUAACCAAAUAAUUGCGUCGGUCUGGUUACUUUUUACAGCUGACAAAAAUUGGUGAUUAUAUCGACGGCCAUUGACUUGUUUCAUCUGCAUGUAUACGCUUUAAAAAGUGAGUGAGCCCUAGGCAAGCCAGAUCUAAAACGUAAAAAAAAAAACGAUUAGUAACUUACUUGAAGCUCUUGCAGUGAAACCAGUUUGUCAAUCACUGAUCGUAGAACUCCAGUGGCUGCCUCUAGAAAAUCCUCCUCGUGGUACACAAAUCUUCUGGCUAAGGUUAAAGAAAUAGCAGUUUUACAAUAAAAAUUGUGGCCCAAAAUAGAGUAACUAUUAAUAUUUCAAAAAGCAGAUGCAAACAAUCUAGGUAGAGUUAGAAGAACUGAAAGCAAAAACAAGUGCCUAUCGCUGAGCCCGCGAAAACGCGUUUGAGCAAUACCGUGAUUGGUUGAGGAAAUGGCACGUGAUUCUUUGAGCCAAUCAGUGAGCGUCACGGUAAAGUUAACUUAGUUCGUUCUGCAAUAGACCCAUCCACGGUUUUUUCAACUUUUGUUGUGAACCUGUUAGCGAAAACCCGUCGAUACCGCUAUAAAAAGGACCUUAAAAAACUAGUCAUAAAGUCGAGGUAAAGAGUGAUUUGUUGAAAACUAACGAAGAUAUAGCUUUGCAAAUUUUCGAAAUUUUACAAAAGUCUGUAACGGCUGCGCGACUUUGCUGAGGAAUACCUUCGCUCAAUUUACAUGUAUUACCUUCAAACUUGAUCAGUUUACUAAUUUCAAUUAACCCUUUCACUGCCACAAUACUUGAUGGAGUUUUGUAAGGUGACUCCAACUUUUUAGUCUGUGGACUAAAUCCUAUGAUGUGACCAUUUAAAUGAAAGCUCUCUGCCUGUACUUACACAUGGUGCUAUUUGUUUGUCAAAAUUUCACAAAAUGAAUUUGAAAAUUUGGUCGAAAUUUGCUUUUGGCUAAAUUUGGCAGUGAAAGGGUUAACGAACUCUAUCUGGCAGUAUCGAUGAAUAUUCCCUAACUGGAUCCCAUCAAACGUUGAAAAAAAAAACCGUGGAAGGGUCCAUUGUAAAGAAUUAGUACAAAACAUUUCCACUUACUUUCAGCGGAAAAGUAAGUGGAAAGGGUUAAGGAACUUUAUUUGGCAGUAUCGGUGAAUAUUCCCUAACUGGCCCUCGCCAAACUUUAAAAAAAACCGUGGAAAGGUCCAUUGUAAAGAAUUAGUACAAAACAUUUCCACUUACUUUCAGCGGCAAAAGUUAGAGUGAACAGCGAACACCACAACUGUCCAAGCGCCACCUCUCCUCCUAGUAGAUCAGCGUCUAAGGCUGUCACCAUAUUGUUGAGACAGGUCAGUGCUCUCGUUUGUACCGUACUUAAACUAAAAGCAAAGAUUUAUACUGAUUUAGAACAAACUACCCAUUUAACUCAGAAACGUUCGUACUAGAAGCUACCCUCACAAUCUCAUUGAAAAAAAUUAGGCUGGGAGGUUAAAUUAGCCGAACAGAAGUCGGCUUUACUAAAAAACAAUGAAGUGUGCAAAAAAAUUCUGCCCUUUGUUCAGUUACAAGGUAACCCUGCCCGCCAUUGCAUCACCCAAAGAACAUGUUUAUGAGCAAAUUACAUAUAAUCCAGCCUUUACAGAGAGAAAUAUACAAGAAGCCAACGCUAUAUAUCUCCUAGAUUCUCGUCCGGAGCAAAAAUUUUUGGUCACGUAUCACACUCUACCGAGCUUUUGCGUAUGUGUUUGGCUAGUCAACACUUUGACUUCAACAGCGCCCAUUGGACCUCCGGUAAUCUCAUGUGAUGUCCAGCUGAUAUUUGCGUACAAUGGGAAAGGAAUUUAUCUUUCGGUUCAGUAGACGUUAAUGAGGCAGGAACGCGUGACGAACCACUAAGAACGUCUGCGAGGGAGGCUACUGGAGCGCGGGCUUACAGGAGUGAUUCUGGUAGGCACUAGCUGCUGGUAAUGAGGUUUUUAAUUACAAAGGUAGCCACAAGUAGCCUACUGCGGGCAGUUCUGAUAUCUGCCUAGCUUAUACAAUGUAACAGUGUCCAUUAAGAAAGCUUCAGCAGUAGACCCUGAGAACUGGGUAGAGCUCCUGAUUGAUCGUGCCUCAAGGAAAAUCCGCUUCAGCCAAUCAAAAGCACUACCCUGAUCUGGCCAGUGACACAACUGACACCAGUAUGAAAUUUCUGCCGCGUUUGUUCCUCACUGACGUCAUUUCGCACGGAAACCAGUGGUGGCAUCGCAAAAUGUUAUGACUGUUUUCUCAGGCUAUAUAAACUGAAACUAUUAUUGAGUUGUUUUCAGAGUUGUUGGUUCAGUUAACCAACCCUGUUUGUCAGUUCUCCUUUUCUUGAAAAUUCAUUCUGCAAAGUAAAACAGCUGCCAAGUGGGUACUCUGUGCACAGCUUUACCUAGUCGUAACUGAAAAAAUAAUGGUUUGUUUGGCCACACAGGUCAUGACGGGAAUUAUUUCAACAGGAAUCACGGAAGGAAAGGGUCGAGCUGGGGAAAUGAUUCCUAUCCCUGGAUAUAGCAUGUAUCAGGCGAGGCUACUGCAACACAACACACACCUGGUAAUACCCAUUCGUGUCACUUGGCGUCGCUUCCCGCGUAGCCUGUUCCAGGCGUUCAAAUAGUAGAACGCAGUGUUUUGGUUAAAUCGUACGCGGAGGAAACGAGGGGAGAGUGGGGCGAGAGCGAGGAAACUCUCCCUCUGUAGUCUCUCCCGUUAUUUAUUUUCCUCGUUAAUUAAUUUUUUGACCUCGCUCUAUUAUCUGAACGCCUAGAACAGGCUACUUCCCUCGAGAAGUGACACGCGUGUUGCGUCUUAUUUUAGGAGUUGUUUUCACUAUCGUUCACGCAUUUUCCUCUACUUAGUCUGCGUAGCUGGCGGUUUUGUGUGGGAGGGGCAGCGGAAAGGAGUGCGAGGAGGGUGGAGCGCUCUCUCGCACACGCUUCGCGCGUGCUGUCGCGGCUUUACUUCGCUUUUCACGCUUGCUGAGCAGUAAAUAGUAACGUCAGAUAACUGUUAAGAAGAAAGAGACUUGAGACUCUAAAAGGUGGCUGUAAAUUUGAAUUAAUUAUUCACAUCCCGAAAGUCUACUCCUGUAUUUUGCAAGCAGAUUUUCCAUCUUUAAGAGCCGUUGGCGCGUGCGAACCACUACUGGAAAAGCAAAAUAUUACAAAACAAAAAACGCUUUGUGGUGUUCGAGCAAGUGAGCUUCUUCGCUGCACAAAAUUCGUCCAAGUUUGGCUGAUUUUCACUAACCACAGUGGCCUGGCGGUCCUACUCGGAGUCGUAAACGGUUUCAUAAGCUUAAAGGCCGAAAUCGGAGUCCCAAGAAUCGGAACGUCUUUGUCUUCCGACUCUGCUUACGACUCCGCCGCUUACAAUAUAGUAAUAACGAUGAGGAAUAAAUCAGUCACAUUACUCGGUCCUAAGCACUGUGGCAUGUUGUGAAAGACUGACCUGCGGCUUCUCCUUACAUGUGUAACAACCUUGUAGUCUUCACUACUGACUUUGUAAGCGACGAAGUCGUAAGCGGAAUCGGACUUCUUUUUCACUAAAUCAUAACCCUUUGCACUUCUAAUUACGAUUAGUGAAAACUGGACCAGCCUUAGCUUAAAGUUCCCAAAACUAUCCGUCAACCGGAAUAAAUCUAAGAACUUGGUUCCAGUUUUGUUUCAGCGAGAAUUUAUUACUUCAAACUCCGGCAUUCUUCCUCAGAGACCCCAGGGGAAAAUUACGUUCUACACAAUUUUUUUUCUAUUUUUUAUCCUAAAGAUAUUUUACCUUCUUGACGAAGACAACAACUGGGGUUUGAAUAUGUCUGAACUAAAGAAAAAGCUGGAUGGGGCAAGGCCGCACUGUUUACCAAGAGCUCUUGUGCUGAUAAAUCCAGGCAAUCCAACAGGUACAUUGAAUAUAUAUCUAUUUGUAAUUACCUGCAAUAAUAGCAAUGAAGAUGAUGAUGAUGAUGAUGAUAAUGAUGAAGAUGGCAAUGAUAAUAAAAUGUCUCUAUUUACUCUCGACAUUGUUUGAGCACACAGGUUAAUGCGUUUGAGCUUUCUUUUCACGGGGUGUCCCUUAUAAAAGGGCGUUCCUUAUACCAAGGUGGUAGCUAUAUAGGGGUUCUUUUUACCGGGGUGUUUUUUUUCCCCCUUUUAUUGAUGAAGUCCUCCUUAUACCGGGAUGUUCAUUAUCUAGGCAGUCGUUAAACUAGGGUGUCCUUUACAUAGAGAUUCUACGUUAAACCGAGGUGUUCGUUAUAUCAGAGUUUAACUAUAAAAUGUAAUUAAACUUGUUCUGUCCUUCGUUUAUCCAUUAACUUUAGUCACGUUUGCUUCUUGUUUAUAUAUCGGUCAGGUGUUGACGGAUGAAGACAUUCAAGAAGUAAUCAAGUUUUGUGCUCGUGAGAAGUAAGUUUUAUUCGCCGAUGAAGUUUACCAAGACAACGUGUACGCUGAGGGAGCCCAAUUUCACUCGUGCAAAAAAGUCUUUAGGGACCUGGGAGACGAGUAUAGCGGAUUUCAAUUGAUCUCUCUUCAUUCCAGUGCCAAAGGGUACACGGGAGA
This is a messenger RNA of Porites lobata, 10391 nucleotides long. The record is from the annotation of a GenBank genome assembly. NCBI's taxonomy places the organism in Eukaryota, Metazoa, Cnidaria, Anthozoa, Scleractinia, Poritidae.